Molecule: messenger RNA, 6296 nt
Organism: Folsomia candida
Lineage: Eukaryota; Metazoa; Arthropoda; Collembola; Entomobryomorpha; Isotomidae
Product: phosphatase and actin regulator 3
Exons: 16
Coding region: 2413-4818 (801 amino acids)
Biological process (GO): actin cytoskeleton organization
Molecular function (GO): actin binding
Source: RefSeq, a predicted model, not a curated record
GAAUAUAGUACACGUUACGCACUCAAAGGUGAAUCAUCCCUGCUAGUCGUUAGACAAGGAUUUAGGAAAUUCUCAACCGCCCAUCAUCCCAUCAUGAAGAUGGGCCGCUUAACUCUUAUUUGCUGAUAACCAUUUCCCACUAAACACUGACUUGAAUAGAUUGAAGUUUUAAGUUCAUACUGGUUGUUUAAUCCAUCGUAAGCUAAAAAUGUGUGCUGUUUUCUAAUUAAGAGGCUAAAUGGUGGAUGCUGAAUAUAGACCUUCGUGAUUGUGUGGUCCCUAAGUUAAAAUAUUGUCAUUUCUCAAUGCGUCGAUGUUAUCCCAUCUCUUCAUGUGCAAGAAUCAGGAAUUAGGUGGAAUUGACAUAUGUAAUAACCCGUGCAUGAGUGCGAUAGCUCUUGAUUGUUCUUAAACACAGAAAGCAUAAUUAACGUCUCUUCCACCCAAGUCGUUGUUGAGAGAAUGUAAUCAUUCACUUUUCGCGUCGUCCUAGUGUGGAUUAAGCAGAGUUAAGCUCACAAAUUUUGGCAAAUUCCUUCCACUAAACAAAGUAAUCAGCGUCAACAACUCAACGAGUCGAUCGAGACUAAAUUGGAUUCGAGGAGACAACAAUUAUCAGUGCUGUGUUUUGUCUAUUCGUUAUUAUAUUAUAACUGCAAUUGCGUGAAUAAUUCUGAAAUGACAUGAGCUGUGGAAGGAAUUUUCGCAUGAUUGUCUCCAAUUUGAACUAGAUGCGACCAUCUUGUAUUCCAAUUUUAUUAAUCAGUUUUAAAAUUAAUUUGAGAAUUAAUUUCCAUUAAUCGGAUUACUUGUACGUCUACCUAACGUGAAUGAAUAGACAUAUAUUGCACUGUUCUGACAAUAUCAUUUCACGUGUGUUCAUUAUUUGCGAAGAAAAUAAAUACAUACAGUUGACGGAAAGUGCUUUGUUCUGAUACAAUUGUGACACACAUUGUGGCGAAAUUCACCUGCGAGGACCUGAUACAAAGGAUAGGGCAGCAUGAUUGCUUUGCUACUCCUCCUUCCUCACUUAUUUAUUGGAAGUGGUCCCGGGCCCUGACUACUCCGACGUUCCAAGUGUUAAUCUCUCUCUCUGGUCCCUUUUUCUCUCUCCAAUCUGAACGCACCACCGGAGACUAGGGAGCCAAAACAGAAGAAGCAGUAACGAAAGCAAUUUGAAAUUCCCUUGGUCAUACAAAGGAAAUAAAUCCCUCGACGAGUGGCUCUUUCUCUCCCGUUGUUUAAUAGUUGUUCCAUCCCCAUCAUCAGCCAAAGAAAUGGAUGGACCAUGGAUGCUAUAGAAUCAUCUAACUGGAUGAUCUGAUCACAGAAAAGAAUGUAGCAAUGAAUUUAGAGGAGACGAUUAAACUACAGAAAAUGUUUAGGCAAUCUACAAUUAUGAAGUGGAGAGUGUCUAUAAAUAGCGCUUACUUGUGAUAUUUUAUCGUUUUAAAUAUUGCAUUUUCCUAUUUCUAAUACGCACGUUUGGAUUCUGCAGAGUGGAAUUUAUGUGGCUGAUUGCUUGUGGGUGAUGACUCUUGAAUUUUAAGUAUCUGUGAGCUGGGGUAUUCGCAUGCAUACGCUUCACCUCGUGGUUAUACUUUAUUGCCAGCUCGUUGACUGACCUGUCGGAUGAAAACAGUUGAAGAGUUUGAAUUUCAGUGGAAUGAUGUUUCUGAAUAUUAUCAAAUAUUGCUGAUCGUCAUUAUCAUCAUAUUCGCAUUACAACAUUCGUCCAACGCUACCCCCAUCAUUACUUAUUUUAUGUCCCGGUGACUGCAGAUUCGUCGAUCCAACUUGUUUCUGCUUCUUGCUGUGAUCCACUCCUUCCCCACUUUUGAUAAUCAUUGCAAGGAAUCGCUGACAGGUCUUGCAACAAAAUAAUAAAAUACUGGUGUACAGCAACAAUAUUCAAAUGGCAAUCUGAAGGUUAUUAUUCCGACGCUGCCGCAUCAUUUCAGUUUGGAGUUCAACGUUUUAUGAAGAGCAAUUCUUGGCAGAGGGAAAGAUAUAAUACAAACGAGUCACCGAAGGGUAUAAUUUGCAGUGAUUUGCACUUUGUUUGCAGAUUAAUUGCCUUCAAGUGCAAUUACUAUUUCGGAACAACGCAUUGAUUAUGUAAAGUAAAACAAAUAAGGGAACACAGCCGUUGAUAUGAUGCUGAUGAUGAUGCGGGGUGAAUGAUUGUGCAUGUUGUGUUGGUGUAGUAGUAGUACUCGUGAAGACGAAAACAAUGAACAGAUUUUACCAUAAAGGUCCUAAUUGUGGUCCACCAUAACGCUAUUUUGUGUGCCUUACGGGUUGUUUGUGGUGAAUAUUUGUUACAUACAUGCUGCAACUACAUUGUACACGUAAACGUAUAUAUUCAGCCCACGGCAGUCUUUGUUCUUCCCAGCCAGCAGUAAGGAAUUAAUGGAUGACUUCAGGUUGAAUUACACAAAUGCAACGGAAUGGUUUUAUGAAAGGCAUGAGGGUGAAGAGGAUGAAAAGGAGGCGCAACAAGAGCUAAACGAGAAGGCGAGAAAUGACCAAGAUGACGCCAUAAUAAAGGACGAGAGAAGCGAUCCAAGUAAUUCAAACUUUGAAAAUGAGCAAGAUUUGGAACUGUUGGACGUUUACCCGUUGACGUUGCCUUUCCGAGUGGGCAGAAUAAUCAAGAAAAUGGCCCCGGUGACAACCUUCUGUGCCACGAUCCCAAAUAACAAUCACAAUUUAGUGUUAAAUAAUCUCAACCGAACCAAGAGCUUGGAUAAUCUCAACUUUGAGGAAAAGAGACAACUGAUUAGUUCCACGCUGUCUCUUGCCGAUAUUCUGACUCAAGUCAAAACCAAACCACUAAAUGGAAUUGGACCAAGAUCGUCGAGCGUGGGACCUCCAAGUUCCCGGAGUCCUCCUCCACCAAGGAAAAGCAAAUUCUCCAGUUUUGGACGACUCUUUAAGCCAUGGAAGUGGAAGAGGAAGAAGAAGUCGGAUAAAUUCGAGGCUGCUUCCAGAUCCUUGGAACGAAAAAUGUCAGUCCGAGCAAACCGAUCAGAUCUAGUUCUGAAAGGGAUUCUGCCUCCUGACAUUCCAAAUGUGUUGCCAGCUACCGAUAAUACGGAUGCUAGCUGGAACUGUGAUGGGGCUAAAGGCGAAAACGGAGUAUCACUCGUGUCGCCAAUUCAUCUCAAUAACCAUACGACGUUAACCACCUUUGGGUCUCAUCAUCAUGGCCAUUUAAUACACAGUUCAGUCCCAGGACACGGAGUAGAAAAUUCGACUUCGGAUGGCAGUGGAAGAUGUUCGUCACCAAAUCACACAAAAAAUGGUUACCUCAACUCUUCAUCACAAAUAGUAUCAUCAUCAUCGUCAUCAUCUCACUACCAACCUAAUAAUAUCAUUCAUCAAAGUCAAAACAACUUGACCACGUUCUCUUCUUCCUCCUCCAGUUCAACGGUCAAUAUCACAACGACCGCUUCUAAUUCUGCUCAGCAAGAUAGUACAGAUCGGUCAAAGUCAAUACAGUCACACGGCCUGAUUAAUCAUGGUGGAAAGGGAACGGCAGCUGCCUUCUACCACCAGACUGAUAAUCAACAUUAUCCUCCCAAGGGUAACAACGGACUCCUACCAUUUUCCCUAUCCGAGUUACCCGAACCACCGAUCCCAGUGUCUGAAAUUGGGCCAAUUCCUCCACCCCCAAUGUUCAGUACGCCCUCACCAUUGCCUCCUCAAAGAAGUACACAGUUCCAGCAACAAAGAGAGCAAAUGGCUCAGCAAAGGGAAAGGGAGCAAAAUCUUGCUGCUGCAAUUGCAAUGGUUGUGCAAAAUGCAAGAAAUAAUAUAGACAUGUACAAUCCUGAGUCGCAUGAAGCAGAUGUAGAUGGGAGUGAUUCCGACGAAGAGGAAUUACUAGAAGCAAACAUGAACUAUCUUAGGCUAGGAUCUGAUGUAGAUACGAAUCGAGUUGACGAAAUCCCUGCAAAGGAGCCUAAGCUUCAUGCAUUGCCUAUCAAGUCAGCUCUGAAAAAGAAAGUAGGUUUUCCUGGACAAGCCAAUGGGUCUGGUUCGUCAACUCCCACUCAAGAGUCCAGCAAGACUGUGGGGAUUAAAGAACAUUCCAAACGACAGCCUCUGAGGAUAAUAUUUGGCUCUCGUCCUAUCCGAUUUGGUGUCAGUUUGCCAUACAGAGAACGAGAGGAAAACAAAGAGAAUUCAAAGCCCAAAGAAGUUGUCCGAGUGGCUGUGAAUGAUGAUGAUGACGACGACUCAGACUCAGAAGAAGGGCCAGUUUUAUACAAGGACGAAGAUAAUGAUGACAACCCAGGGGACGCCAGUACGCUAGCAGCGAAAAUCGCGAGAAAGGAUAGUCUUGCGUUGAAAUUGUCUUUAAGACCGGACCGAGAUGAGCUAAUAGCUAGAAACAUUAUUCGCGUUGUCUCUGAAAAAGAGCAACAAGAGACGAAAGAAUCAAUUGGUGCCAAAUUAACUCGACGACUAAGCAUGAGACCCUCCCCCGAGGAGCUGGAAGAACGCAAUAUUCUCAGAAAACAAACUCCAGAAGAAGCAAAAAAAUUAAAGGAGGAGAAGAAACGCAUGUUGUUACGUAAAUUAAGCUUUAGACCAACGAUUGAUGAACUAAAAGAGAAAAAGAUUAUACGCUUCAAUGAUUACAUCGAGGUUACUCAAGCACAAGACUAUGAUCGAAGAGCUGAUAAACCUUGGACAAGACUAACGCCAAAAGAUAAAGCAGCAAUUCGCAAAGAGUUGAAUGAAUUCAAAAGCACAGAGAUGGACGUCCAUCAAGAAAGUCGUCAUCUUAUUCGCUUCCACAGGCCAUAAUAAUGGCAUAAGUUUAUUUACACCACUACAACUUAGUAUAUAUGAGAUUUGUUUUAUCUCCACCCUCGAUGUUCAUUUCUCGCUUCCAUACCAUCAUACAAGGAAUUUAGUAGAAAUUUUUAAUGGCAAGGAUUUUUUCGUACUCGUUUCGUAUUGUAGGAGAGCUGAGAGAUGUUGUCCGACUGAACUUUACAAUAUUGUGCUUUGUAUGUAAUAUAAUAAUAGGAUAGGUCUGUAAUAGGACACACUUGUCCCGUUGUCCCACCGUUCGUUCCUCCUACAUUCUUGAAUCUAUUACAGCUACUCCACAAUCUGACACCAGCACAUUGUCCCCAUUAACAAAAACCAUAUAAAUUAAUCGUCGAAUCAUAUUAUGUGGAGUAUGUUGAAGUUUGCUCAAACUGAAUUUCAACCUCGAGAAGGGCUUGUUUUAAAUUCUAUUUAGGGCAAAUAAAUGUAUCUCAAUUUUUUGUUCGCUAACACCCAAGGUUUUAAUUGUGGUAAGAGGAGUUGUCUCAGACGUUCUCCAGUUGUCCCUUAGACAAGAUCUUUCGUUUUGUAUGCUAUGAAUUUGAAAAAAAGAGUAACAACUGCAGCGUGUUUGACCACUGUCAAAAGUGGUCACACGGCAAAUAUAAAAUAUAUAUCAUAAUCGUAGCAACGUAGGGAUUAUGGGUUAGGAAAUGACCGAGGUUUUCUAUCUGUGAUUUUAUCCAUAAUAUAUAGUAGCCGUUUACUUGUUGCAUGCAAUAUUUUAUAGCGGUCUGUGUUGGAAACUUUUCACUUGAGGGUUGUAUGGUUGUCUAAUUAUACGUUUUUAUCAUGUACCAACCGCUUGUAAUUAAAACAAAAUGACAAUUUUAACUGCUCUGGUGUAAUAACAAUAUUGAUUAUAAAAAUAGAAUAUAUAAUUUUUGAUUACUUUGGACUUUCAAAUACUAAAUGAACUAGAUUUUAUUUAACGCAACAAAAGACAGUUGGAACUAUAAAAGAAUAUCACUUAAAAGAUAAUCAAUGCAAUAAUUAACUUGCUUGGACUGUCAAACUUUUAGGUAGAAGAACUCGCUUGAAAUGAGAUUUGCGAAAAUUCUGAACUUGUACGAAGUGUCCUCCGACUACUUCCUCAGUAUUACCUACGGAGUAGGUAAUAUUAUAAAAUCAAGAAUCAUAGCAGUGAUGUUGACUCUGUUAAAACCGCUUAAUACUUACGUAAUACGCAAAAGCUGAACUUUCUUUGUUUAAUAUGAGUUACUGCCAUUGCAAUGAACAAAUUAAUAAUGCAAAUAGUAUUUAUCAACCAACUAAUUAAAUUGUAAAGAUACACAAUAAUUUAUUAUAAUAAUAGUCGAUCCUCAACGAUUUACAAAGUAUGAUUUUUUGUAUGUUAUAAUAUUGAUGAUGAUGAACAUGUUACAAACAAAAAAGAAGAGAUGAAUAAAUAUGAAUGAUAUUGUGCCUAUCAUUAUUACUGCAAAGGA